UGGUGCAGCCUAUCGCUUUGUGCGCGAGUCGAAACUCUUGACGCUUCCAUCUACAUCUACGCUGAAGCGAUAUGUAGGGCCUUGUACUGGUGCAGCUGUGUCAUCACUCAUCAAGCAGAGACUGGUCCAAGAAGCAGGGAGACACGAAUCUGAAGCAUUACGUGGAUCUUUGAUCUUAGAUGAAAUGGCGAUAGAAGAACGUGCAAUCUAUCAGCGGCAAGGAGAUGUCCUUCAUGGCCUUGUAGAUCUUGGUGGACGAGAGAAGGACUAUGACCUGGAGAAUGCCCUGGCAACGCACCUGCUCUGUUUUGUCUUCAUUGGCCUUUCAACACAAUACCGCAUUCCAGUCAGCUAUUACUUUACCAAGGCGCUGACUGGAGACCAAGAAUAUCACCUACUUCUCGAAGUCAUGAAGGCAGUGCACGAGGCUGGAUUUUUUGUGUGCAGAGUUGUAGCUGACAAUCACUCUGCCAACUGCAGUGCUUUCGCUCGUCUUAGUGGUGGGCAAAUCUGUCCUGUAAUUGAGCACCCACUGGACACUGAGGCCCCCAGAAGACCCCUGUUCCUCUCCUUCGAUUACUGUCACAUACUAAAGAACAUUCGUUCUCAGUUCCUUGACAGUAAACGAAAUCUGUGCAAUAAUGGCCAGCAUAUCAAACCCAAGUACGUAAGGGAGCUGCUGGACAUACAGGACAAUCUUGGUGGUGCAUUUAAGCCUGUACGCUCCCUCACAAGGAAGCACUUGUACCCAACAAACUUUGAGAAAAUGAACGUAAAGAGAGCAGUUGAGGUGUGUUCACCUGCUGUGACAUCAGCUCUUCGGUACCUCCAGCGUUAUGGGAAAAGCCUUGGGUACAAUGGUUUCGAGGACUCACUUCCCACUAUAGAAUUCAUGGAGCAGACAUAG
Ornithodoros turicata is the source of this 907-nucleotide messenger RNA. RefSeq lists its product as uncharacterized. Bases 185 to 907 code for a protein of 240 amino acids. Lineage: Eukaryota; Metazoa; Arthropoda; Arachnida; Ixodida; Argasidae. The transcript has 4 exons. The record is from RefSeq and is a predicted model, not a curated record.